UAGUUUUAAAGGCCCAACUGUAAUAAGCUGCUAUGGAAUGGGUGUGUACGCCGUUGGAAUGUCUACUUUCUACAGGAAACCUAAAGUUUUGCCUUCUGAUUCUUAAUCAGCCUUUGAAUGAAGACCAUUUUUAUCAUUUGUGGAAUAAAGCGGUUCUGAGAGCAUGUGCUGAUGGAGGUGCCAAUUAUUUGCACUGUAUCACCGAUGGGAACCGUGACAGUUUUCUGCCUGAUUAUAUCAGUGGGGAUUUUGACUCUAUUUUACCUGAAGUAAAAGAAUAUUAUACAGAGAAGGGAUGUGAGCUCAUAGAGACACCAGAUCAAGACUUAACAGAUUUCACCAAGUGCCUUCAGAUACUUCAACAGAAGAUAGAAAAAAGCAGUUUGCAGAUGGACAUGAUUAUAACUUUGGGUGGACUUGGAGGUCGCUUUGACCAAAUCAUGGCAUCUGUGGAAACUCUCUUCCAUGCAGUUAAGAUAACCUCUUUUCCCAUCAUAGUUAUUCAAGAGUGUUCCUUAAUAUAUCUACUUCAACCUGGCAAGCACAAACUUCUUGUGAACACAGGACUUGAAGGGAAGUGGUGUGGUCUAAUUCCAGUUGGGAAUCCUUGUGAAUGUGUAACAACAACAGGUCUAAAAUGGAACCUCAAUAGAAGUAUUUUGAAGUUUGGAACACUUGUCAGCACAUCAAACACUUAUGACAAAACUGGAAUAGUGACCAUUGAAACUGACAAGCCUUUGCUUUGGACAAUGGGAAUCAAAGGUAAAGGGGAUGCUUGAAAGAUUGUCACCCUACUUAAUUCAACUUGAAAUUCAAAAAUGAAUUUUCUGGAAUCUCACCCACUAGGGAACUGAAUUUUUCCCCCCUGCAAUUAUUUCAUUAUACUUUUAUAAAAAUUCAACAUUUUACGUAAUUGGUUUUUUAAAUGAAGCUUCAUUCUAUUGAAUGCCAUAAAUUUUAUGAUAUUUUUCUUCUUGAAGCAAAGAUGUAUGUUUUUAAAGCUGGAAAUUGAAUGAUUUUUUAAAUGUAACCAAUGCAUAGAAAAGUUGUUUUAAGUUAUGUACUGCUAAGAUGGAUAAUCAAAAAUAGAUAUAUAUAACAUUCCACGUUGUAUUCCAGCUGUUGCUCCUAUGCUCAAACUCUUUAGCAAAACUUUGCUAUUGGUUAGAAUAAACAGUGCCUCUUAUUAGUUACUAAUAUGUAAUAAAUUACUGUGACUAAAAAUGCAUGCAAAAUUAAUCUAGAAGAUGCCAUACAAAUCAAAAAUUGCAUGGGAGUACAACA
Messenger RNA from Notechis scutatus (mainland tiger snake), 1284 nucleotides. NCBI's taxonomy places the organism in Eukaryota, Metazoa, Chordata, Lepidosauria, Squamata, Elapidae. The record is from RefSeq and is a predicted model, not a curated record.